AAUUAAUAAAAAAAUAAAUCCACAAAAUAUAGUGGCUGAGAUUGUUCCUUGGUGUAGUUUCUGGUGUCUUCGGGGUUACCGAAAAUUGGUUUUCUCUUCCCUCUGCCGCUUCCCCUCCUCAUCAGUUCUCGCAGGACAUAGUUUUUGCCUUUUCAAUUUUUUUUCCUAGUUUCCGAUCCACCAUUGCCGGGAACAGUGAGUUUUCAUGUGAGUUUCCGGUGAGUUCGUGCGUGCAUGGUCGCUAACUCUAUCCGUACUUGUACAGCUUUCCUUCACCAUGACUUUCUCGCAAGGUACUUUCUCUCAUUUCUAGGAAUUGGAGUCUUUGUGUUCGUUUUGGUGAGGACUCUGAAUAAAGGAAUUUACUUUUAAGUUGUAACGGAGAAGCGUCUCUCUGUUCUGUUGUAGCGGAUUUUCUGAUUCUGUGGAAUUCAAACAAGACGACGGCUUUAUUGGUAGUAUUGAGUGGUGCAAGAAAUGAAGGGAGGCUUCUGUUCUAUCCGUUGCUCGUUAGCGAGGAUUUGAAGCAGCGUUAGCUGCUUAAGGUCCGGUAAUGGAUACAUGCUCCUCUGGAGAAGACUUGGUUAUUAAGACGAGGAAACCAUAUACAAUAACCAAGCAACGAGAAAGAUGGACAGAGGAGGAGCAUAACAGGUUCCUAGAGGCAUUGAAGCUCUAUGGACGAGCUUGGCAGCGAAUCGAAGAACAUAUUGGUACAAAGACUGCCGUGCAAAUCAGAAGUCAUGCACAGAAGUUCUUUUCAAAGUUGGAGAAGGAGGCUGUUGCUAAAGGUGUUCCGAUAGGAGAAGCACUUGAAAUAGACAUUCCACCACCACGUCCCAAAAGGAAACCAAGCAAUCCUUAUCCUCGAAAGACAGGUGUGGGUCCUCCCACAUCACAGGCAGGAGCAAGGGAUGGAAAGCUUUUAACUUCAACUUCUUCUCCACAUUGUAGGAAAGUUUCAGAUUUGGAGAAAGAACCACGUCCUGAGAAACCUAAUGGAGAUGAGAGGCCAACCAGUGCUAAGGAAAAUCAGGAUGACAAUUGCUCAGAAGUAUUUACCCUUCUCCAAGAAGCUCAUUGUUCCUCUGUAGCUUCAGUCAACAAGAAUUGUGUACCAGCACUAGAGGUUCUCAAAAAGACUAGCUCUUUCAGGGAGUUUGUACCUUCACCGAAGAAGGGAAAUCAUGAUGCAUGCAAUGAAUCCUUUAUCACUGUCGAGCAUGAAGCAAAUCAAAAGUUGGACAGCUCUGAUGCCAAUCAGACAGUUUUGGAUAAUGGCACUGUUAAAGCUUCAAAAUCAGAAAAUGCUUGCUCCUUGCAUGAGAUAUUGUUUCAGCAAAAGAAAUCAGAUGAUUUUACUGGAGCAUUGCGAACAGAUGGGAUGCAAACCAUGCAGAACUAUCCAAGGCAUGUCCCUGUACACGUUCUAGAUGGGAGCCUGGGAACAUGUAUGGAAACUCCCUCUGAUUUGUCAUUUCAGGAUUCCAUGUUUCAUCCGGUAGGAGAUAUUCCAGCGUGUCCCAUUUUAUACUCACAUCCUGCUGGAUCCACUACCACUGAUCAUCCAACUAAUUUGCCAAGAUCCUCUAUGCAUCAAUCAUUUCCAUUUUUUCCUCCAUUUACCCCGAUUCAUCAUAAUCAAGAUGACUACAGAUCAUUUCUCCCCAUAUCCUCCACAUUUUCGAGUCCCGUUGUAUCUACUCUGCUACAAAACCCGGCAGCCCAUGCUGCAGCAAGCUUUGCAGCUACCUUUUGGCCCUAUGGAAAUGUGGAGAGCUCUGCAGAUUCUCCAGCAUGUGCCCUAGAAUGUUUCCAAUCGGGGCAAAUAAACUCUGCUCCCAGUAUGGCAGCUAUUGCCGCUGCUACAGUGGCAGCAGCAACUGCAUGGUGGGCAGCACAUGGACUACUUCCCAUAUGUGCUCCUCUUCACACUGCCUUUGCCUGCCCUCCUGCUUCUGCAACUGCAAUUCAGCCUGCAGAUACCGAUCAAGUUCCUCCAGCCAAGCCAGAAAGGAAGGAAACAACUCCUGAUAAUCCUCCUUUGCAAGGUGAAAUACAGGACCUGGAGCACUCUGAAGCUGUGCAAGCUCAAAACUCUGCGUCAAAACCACCAUCGUUGUCAUCAUCAGAUUCUGAAGAGAGUGGAGGCACAAAGCUAAACACUGGACCAAAAGUUACUGAUCACGAGUUAAAUUCAAAAGCUUCUGAGGUCCAGGAUUCAGGCAAAACAAAGAGCAGAAAACAGGUUGACCGUUCUUCAUGCGGUUCAAAUACACCAUCUAGCAGUGAAAUUGAGACAGAUGCAUUAGAGAAGACUGAGAAAGGCAAGGAAGAGCCAAAAGAAGCUGAUGUAAAUCAUCCAGCCUAUGAGUUGAACUGUCGCCGCAGCAGAAGUAGCAGCAGCAUGAGUGAUUCGUGGAAAGAGGUCUCCGAAGAGGGGCGGCUGGCGUUUCAAGCACUAUUCACCAGAGAGAUAUUGCCCCAGAGCUUCUCACCUCCACAUGAUCUGAAGAGUAAGAUGCACCAGAAGGAAGAUACUGAAGAAAAGAAAGAUCCAGAUGAGAAUGAUGGAGAUGCGUCACUGUUAGAUCUCAACAGCAAAACAUGGGGUUACUGCUCUGGCUAUCGAGAAGGGGAGAAAAAUGCUGUAGUGCCUAGAUGUGUAAACGAUGGGGAGGAAGGGCUGCUGACUAUUGGACUUGGACAUCGAAAUCUGAAGGCUCAUCUAACCGGAUUUAAACCUUACAAAAGGUGUUCACUGGAGGCCAAAGAAAGCAGGGUGGGAAUCACUGGUGGCCAGGACGAGGAGAAAGGCCCCAAGAGGUUACGUUUGGAAAGGGAAGCUUCAGUUUGAUACUUGAUAUUGCACGCUUAAACAAGGGAAAAUCUUUGUUUUUGCAUGUAAUUUCUAAUUUUCUCCCUUGUCUGUCAUUCUGUUCAUGUUUAAAUUAGAGUAACUGCAACCCAGUCGACUUUUCGUGCAAGUGUAUGUGCUUAUAUAUCAGACAUUGGCUUAUUUACUUUCUUGAA
Populus euphratica (Euphrates poplar) is the source of this 3033-nucleotide messenger RNA. Its product is annotated as protein LHY-like. The record is from RefSeq and is a predicted model, not a curated record. The coding region runs from base 554 to 2857 and encodes 767 amino acids. Gene Ontology annotation, molecular function: DNA binding. Lineage: Eukaryota; Viridiplantae; Streptophyta; Magnoliopsida; Malpighiales; Salicaceae. The transcript is spliced from 8 exons.